This is a messenger RNA of Lagopus muta (rock ptarmigan), 886 nucleotides long. RefSeq lists its product as uncharacterized. The transcript is spliced from 5 exons. The record is from RefSeq and is a predicted model, not a curated record. NCBI's taxonomy places the organism in Eukaryota, Metazoa, Chordata, Aves, Galliformes, Phasianidae. Bases 1 to 717 code for a protein of 238 amino acids.
AUGGAGAAGCCUGAACUUUCACCAAGCCUGCAGCAUCAGCGUAUCAUCUCCCUACCAAAGUGCUGUACUCCUCUCUUGGUGCCGUCACCGCGGGAGUCUUUGUGCUGCCUUCUGAGCCACCAUGUUGCGCUCUGCUUGGCUGCCUCUGCCUCGCUGUGUCCCCUCGCUCUGCCCUCUUGCUCUGCAAAUCUGCUCAGAAUCAGGUCCGCUCACGGUCACUCUGGGACGCGCAGUGCGGUCCGGCUGUGCGCGCCUGGCCUCUUGCCAGCCCGCCGCAGGCACGCACGGUCCGGAGCCAGACUUUGCGGCGAUCCCCGCCCUGCCGCCUCGUGCCACCGCCUCGUCCCGGCCGCGGGCGGGCUCCGUGCACCUGCGGCUCGCAGCACGGCUGCCGGAGCCGCGGCUCAGCUCGGAUCGGAAGGCCGGCGCGGGGCAGGGUGUCAGCUCCCAGCGGGCCGCUCGCCCUGGAGGGGCGGCUCUCGGGGUCCCGGCGCGGGUCUCGGCCCCUCGACGCGGCGCUCCCUGCUCCUGCCCACCAUUUUCUUACAGACGGGCACCGGCGAGGCGAAGCGGCGGGCGGGCGGCCGCCUUCGUCUCCCUCCCCUUCUCCUCAGAUGCCCUUUGCAGCCGCUGCCGCAGGGUUAUUAUUACAAUCAUGUAGAAAGGACAGAAAGUGAGCAGGGAGCGGGGGCUUUUGUCUAUCCUUGUGCUACCUGAGAGAAACUGCAAUCCUAAGACUUAACAGAAUCUAAAAAUGCACCCAUCUAUAAAGACAAACUUUUUGAAGUUAAGGAGAUUUGCCAUAAAGUGAUGGAUGUACCUUGAAAGUCUCUGCAUGUUGAAUCUCUGAUUUUCUUGCAAUUUUUGAAUAAAAAUCUGAAAUCUC